AUGGGUGCGUCGGAUCAGACUGUUGGAAGUUUGCUGCUGGUCGUUAGUGUGAUUGUCUACGUCUACUACAGUACCUGGGUUCUACUCUCACCAUUCAUUGAUGACGACCAUAUCAUUCAGCACUUUUUCCUGCCGUAUCAUUACGCUAUUAGCAUCCCUGCGGUGCUCGUUGUGCUAGUUUUCAGCGGUGCUGCCACAUUUAUUGGUAUGGUCAUGAUCAAGAGUCAACAGAAGAAAAAUGAGUAG
Molecule: messenger RNA, 246 nt
Organism: Peronospora belbahrii
Lineage: Eukaryota; Oomycota; Peronosporomycetes; Peronosporales; Peronosporaceae
Source: the annotation of a GenBank genome assembly